AUGUCUGUGUCCAGUCCCCUGACCUUCAUCCUCACUGGCAUUACUGGUCUGCCAACGGCGUUGCCUCUCUGCUGCCUGUAUCUCCUCAUGCUCCUGGGCAACUGCACCUUACUCUGGAUGAUAAAGACAGACCACAGCCUCCACACACCGAUGUACUAUUUCCUCUCCAUGCUGGCCAUGGCAGACCUGGGCUUGUCUCUCUCCACCCUGCCUACCAUGCUGGCGAUUUUCUGGUUCCAGUCCACCUCCCUCCACUUUGAAGCAUGCAUUGCCCAGAUGUACUUCAUCCACUCCUUCUCUGCCAUCGAGUCUGGGGUCCUGGUGGCCAUGGCUUUUGACCGCUUUGUUGCUAUUUGCUACCCUUUGCACUAUGCCUCUGUCCUAACGAACUCCCUGAUAAUGAAGGCAGGGGGGAUGAUCUUCACACGGGGCAUCUGCGUGGUGAUACCUGUUGCUGUCCUUAUUAAGAAGAUGCCUUUUUGCAGGUCCCAUGUCCUGUCUCACUCCUUCUGCCUGCACCAGGACAUGCUGCGGCUGGUUUGUGGGGAUGUCAGGGUCAACAGCUUGUACGGGCUGACCGCAGUGAUCCUCACCAAGGGACUGGACUCCCUGACCAUCCUUCUGUCUUACGUGAUGAUCAUCAGAGCCAUCUCCAGCAUCGUCUCCCAGGAAGCACGAGCCAAAGCCUUCAGCACGUGCAUCUCCCACCUCUGUGCCGUCCUGAUCUUCUACAUCCCGCUCAUUGGCUUGUCCAUCACUCACAGGUUUGGGAAGCACCUGCCCCCGCUCACUCACACGCUCCUGGCUGAUGCCUAUCUCCUGGUGCCACCUGUCCUGAACCCACUCGUGUACAGCUGGAAAACCAAGCAGAUCCGCAGGCGGAUCCUCAUCCUGCUCUGCCGAGGAGGGACCCAGCGGCGGGUCUAG
This is a messenger RNA of Merops nubicus (carmine bee-eater), 927 nucleotides long. RefSeq names its product putative olfactory receptor 51H1. Bases 1 to 927 code for a protein of 308 amino acids. Gene Ontology annotation, biological process: G protein-coupled receptor signaling pathway. The transcript has 2 exons. Gene Ontology annotation, molecular function: G protein-coupled receptor activity; olfactory receptor activity. The record is from RefSeq and is a predicted model, not a curated record. Gene Ontology annotation, cellular component: membrane. NCBI's taxonomy places the organism in Eukaryota, Metazoa, Chordata, Aves, Coraciiformes, Meropidae.